Molecule: messenger RNA, 805 nt
Organism: Jaminaea rosea
Lineage: Eukaryota; Fungi; Basidiomycota; Exobasidiomycetes; Microstromatales
Exons: 2
Coding region: 79-495 (138 amino acids)
Cellular component (GO): cytoplasm
Molecular function (GO): phosphatase activity
Source: RefSeq, a predicted model, not a curated record
GCCUCGUCUCCGUCCGCAGACGAUUCCACCUCAUCAUCACUUCUGCUGCCGUCUCGCCGCCUGCUCCUCGCCGCGAUGAUGGCAGAAGACCUUCCGCCCUUCCUUCGGCAGGCACUGAUAGGCCGUAUCGGCCCAACAAAACAGGAGGGCGCCAAUGCCUCAUCUUCCUCAUCGUCUCACUCUCCCACCCGCCAACCACCGCACAUCCUUGUUCCCCCUCUCAACUUUGCAAACGUCUCAGUCGGUAUCUCCCGGUCGGGUCACCCGAAUGAGCGCAAUUACGAAUUCUUGCGACGCCUUGAGCUCAAAACGGUCCUCUAUGUAGCCAACGAGGACUAUCGGCCGGGGAUGAGUGCAUUCUGUGAGCAGGAGGGGAUUAAGGUGCUUCACUGUCCCAUUUCGGUCAACAAGGAGCCUUUUGCGAUCAUGGAGGACGAGGAGGUUGCUAGGGCGCUGGAGUGCUUGUUAGAUAAGAGGAAUCAUCCAAUACUGUGAGCGCAUUGCUCUGCUCAAUAGAGAGAGCACACGCAUUUGACACGCCUUCCCCAUUCAACAGGGUUCAUUGCAACAAGGGCAAGUACCGAGUGGGCUGCAUCAUUGGCAUCCUGCGUAGAUUACAGGGCUGUGCGUAUGCCACAACCUAUCUCGACGAGCCGCGAGAAGCGUUGCUUAUUUCUUUGCCAUCCUAACAGGGAGCUACACGUCCACCUUCGAGGAGUUCGCCAGAUUCGCGGGAACAAAGGCCGUCGACGAAGAGUACAUCGAAGCCUUCGACCUCUCGCAAGUACGCAUAGACUCAGCCCAC